AUGGCUACUGUCAACAUUCGUCGGGAUGUCUCCGAUCCCUUCUACCGCUACAAGAUGGAGCGCCUGCAGUCGAAGAUCGAGGGCAAGGGCAACGGUAUCAAGACCGUCGUUGUCAACUUGAACUCGGUCGCUCAGUCUCUGGCUCGGCCUCCCGCUUAUGUCAUCAAGUACUUCGGCUUCGAGCUCGGUGCUCAGGCCAACGCUAAGCCGACCGAUGACCGUUGGAUCAUCAACGGUGCUCAUGAUGCCCCCAAGCUUCAGGACUAUCUCGAUGGCUUCAUCUCCAAGUUCGUGCUCUGCAAGAAGUGCAAGAAUCCGGAAACGGAUGUCAACAUCAAGGACGAGAAGAUCUUCUUGGACUGCAAGGCCUGUGGUCAACGUUCCGAGGUCGACUCUCGUCUCAAGCUGAGCACCUUCAUCCUGCGUGAUGUCGCCUCGGGCAAGGGAGGAAAGAAGGACAAGGCUUCGAAGAAGGAUCGCCGCGAUCGUAAGAAGGAGAAGAACAAGGCAGCCAACGGUGACAGCAAUGGCAGCCCCGGAGACAGCAACUCCGACAACGGCGAUGAGGAGAGCCCCGAUGCCGCCCUGGAAGCAGGAAGCGACGACGAGCUCACCCGCCGCAUCAAGGCUCAGGCCCAGAACAUUGAGGCCGAGGAUGAGAUUGAUGACGAUGACUGGGCGGUCGACGUCUCUGAGGAGGCCGUCAAGGCUCGUGCCAAGGAGCUUCCCGAUGAUCUCAAGCGCACCCUCGUUCUGGAGGAUGCCGACGAGGACGGUGCCGAUGGCCCGUCCGCCUACGAUGAGCUUGGUAGCUGGAUCAUCGACGCUGCUGCUCAGAAGGGUGGCGUCACUGGUGUCAGCGAUGUCGACAUCUAUAUGAAGGCCAAGGAGUAUGGCAUCGAGAGCAAGCACAAGACUCUGGCCGUUCUCGCCCAAACCAUCUUCGACGACAAGAUCGUCAAGCAAAUCCCCGCCCGUGCCGGUCUUCUCAAGAAGAUGAUCACUUCCGAGCGUCACGAGAAGGCUUUCCUGGGUGGAACCGAGCGCUUCGUCGGCAAGGACCGCCCCGAGCUGAUCGGGCAGAUUCCUGCCAUUCUGCUCAAGUACUACGAGCACGACCUCAUCUCUGAGGACACCCUCAAGGCUUGGGGUUCCAAGGCUAGCAAGAAGUACGUCGACAUCUCGACCAGCAAGAAGGUCCGCAAGGCCGCUGAGCCCUUCCUCGAGUGGCUUGAAAACGCCGAGAGCGAGGAGGAGAGCGAGGAAGACGAUGAGUAG
Aspergillus aculeatinus CBS 121060 is the source of this 1278-nucleotide messenger RNA. RefSeq names its product translation initiation factor eIF5. Gene Ontology annotation, cellular component: cytosol. Gene Ontology annotation, biological process: formation of cytoplasmic translation initiation complex; formation of translation preinitiation complex; translational initiation. The transcript has a single exon. NCBI's taxonomy places the organism in Eukaryota, Fungi, Ascomycota, Eurotiomycetes, Eurotiales, Aspergillaceae. Bases 1 to 1278 code for a protein of 425 amino acids. Gene Ontology annotation, molecular function: translation initiation factor activity; GDP-dissociation inhibitor activity; eukaryotic initiation factor eIF2 binding. The record is from RefSeq and is a predicted model, not a curated record.